CCUGUGAGCUACCUUCCUGUCCAACGAAGAAGAAGAAGACGACGUGUUUGCUUGGCUGGUACCGCUGAUGUUGAUAACUGGAGGAAACAAAAGACUCAAGAUGGCGAUGCCGGUGUCUGUGCUCCGCCUGCCGAAAGGACCCGACCCCAACAGCCGCGGAUUUGACCCCAAAUCCCCCCGUUUCAUCGCUCUCUGUCGAACCUCCAUCCCCUGUUCUGACGCAGAUGCUGAGCAGCUGCCCAGAGAGCAGCACGCCCGAUCCGUGCUGAGAGAGAGUUUCCUCCGGUGUCUCCUGGCCAUGGCCAAUAAGAAGAUUCAGUUUCAGAUGCACGAGCGGGUGAAUGUGGAGGCCACGUUUAGAGCGUCCGACAUCGACGUGCUGAACUUUCAGGUGUCGGACCUGCACACUCCCAUCGGGGUGCAAAAAGAGGCUCUGAUCAGGUGUCAGGAUGUGAUUUCAUUCACUUUUGAUGCGUGAACACUUGUUUUGUUUCCUGUUUAAACAGAAUACGCCAUUUGGGAUGAGAGGCACUUGGGAGUCUCGUUUGUUGUUGCAAGUGAGCUCUGUUUUCACACUGUGAGAUAGUUUAUACAAUGUGUUGUAUUUUUUUAAGGUGAGGUUGUACAUAGCUGUUUUCAAUCUGUAUACUUCAGUCGAUCAUACUGCUCUGUGAGAUUGCUUUCAGACGCUGACGAGCAGUCCCACUGUUUAGCACAAGAGGGAGUCAUAAGCCUGUGUAUUCAGUGAGACGUGACGGAGAGAUACUUUCUGUAGAGCGUCAUCGCUACCGUCUUACUUUUUGAGAUGCAGAAAGAGGAUGUUACUGUGCUCGAGUUGACAUGUUAUGUCUUUUGUCAUAUUCUUUAACUGAUGCAAAUGAAACAUUGCACACUUAACAUUUGUUUUGAGUGGAACACUUUUCUAUUUUAAUGUCUAUUUUGUAUUUUUUUUUGUUUGGAAAAAUAUUCAAGACACCUGAAAAGAUUCAUGUCUGAUAAAGAUUGAUGUUGCUUAAGGAAAUAAGUUGUAACUGACAUGUGUAACCCCCCCACAUCCAUCAAAACAAUAUCGUUUUUCAUAAUCACCUUAAAAACAAAAGGUUUUGUUGUCGAGAGCAAAGUGAGUUGUCCUCUCUGCACUGCUUGGUGAUAGUUGUCCAUAACUCUAGUCUAGUCUAUCUUUGUCAACACUAUCAUCAGUGUGUUGGGUCUUUAUUUUAUCAAACUCAGUCAGGUCCACAUUUAUAGUUGCAAUUAUCAGUCGGGGAAAUAAAUCUGCAACAAUUUUGAUAAUUAAUUGUUUGCAUCACUUUUCAAGUAAAUUAUGGUAAUUUUUCGUUGUCCUGUGGUGUCUGAUGGACCUAAUUGGCAAUUAAAAGAAAUGAUCUGUAGAUUAAUGGA
Anarrhichthys ocellatus (wolf-eel) is the source of this 1401-nucleotide messenger RNA. RefSeq names its product gem (nuclear organelle) associated protein 7 (gene gemin7). Gene Ontology annotation, biological process: spliceosomal snRNP assembly. The record is from RefSeq and is a predicted model, not a curated record. Lineage: Eukaryota; Metazoa; Chordata; Actinopteri; Perciformes; Anarhichadidae. Gene Ontology annotation, cellular component: SMN-Sm protein complex. The transcript is spliced from 2 exons. The coding region runs from base 68 to 478 and encodes 136 amino acids.